AUGGCAGCGCCCAUGUUGAGAGUACAGUUUCUGAGAAGGUUCUCCACACAGAGAUGUCUCGCGUUUUCCAGAACAAUUGAUACACUUCAUUCCAUGCCUUUUAGAAGCCCGGUUAUGGCUGCUCAAACAGAUGUGUAUGGCAAACUUUUGAGUGAAAGGAUCAUUUAUUUAGCAGGUCCUGUUGAUGAUGCAUUGGCCACUUCCAUUACAGCCCAAUUGUUAUAUCUGGAAUCCCAGUCCUCUACCAAACCGAUACAUAUCUACAUCAAUUCACCUGGUGGAGCCAUAACGUCGGGACUGGCCAUCUAUGAUACGAUCCAGUAUAUAAAGGCUCCCGUUUCCACUGUUUGUCUGGGCCAAGCAUGUUCAAUGGGAUCACUUCUUCUUGCCAGUGGAACAAAGGGACUGAGGCUGGCUCUGCCGAACUCCAUCAUAAUGGUCCACCAGCCAAGCGGCGGGUUUAGCGGCCAGGCCAGUGAUAUAGAAAUCCACGCGAAUCAUAUAAUCAACACCAAGAGAAAGCUCCAAGAGAUCUAUUUGAAGCACAUGGAUUCAUCGAUGACAAUCGAAAAGAUUGGCGAGUUGUUGGAGAGAGAUCGAUUUCUCACUGCUGAAGAGGCUGUGGAGUUGGGUUUGGCAGAUAAAGUCUUGGGCAACAGACAGUCCAACGAGGUUAAAGAGGAAUAA
Molecule: messenger RNA, 687 nt
Organism: Kuraishia capsulata CBS 1993
Lineage: Eukaryota; Fungi; Ascomycota; Pichiomycetes; Pichiales; Pichiaceae
Exons: 1
Coding region: 1-687 (228 amino acids)
Biological process (GO): protein quality control for misfolded or incompletely synthesized proteins
Cellular component (GO): endopeptidase Clp complex
Molecular function (GO): ATPase binding; ATP-dependent peptidase activity; serine-type endopeptidase activity
Source: RefSeq, a predicted model, not a curated record